Molecule: messenger RNA, 4845 nt
Organism: Cydia pomonella (codling moth)
Lineage: Eukaryota; Metazoa; Arthropoda; Insecta; Lepidoptera; Tortricidae
Exons: 9
Coding region: 1546-4242 (898 amino acids)
Biological process (GO): proteolysis
Molecular function (GO): metallodipeptidase activity
Source: RefSeq, a predicted model, not a curated record
AUCAGCCAAAAUUCAGUGGAAAAAAAACGCCGUUUUGAAGAAAUAUUUGACUGACUAUUACUUAAAUUAAUAACAAGCUGAAGAGUUCUAGAAGCUGUAACAAAAUAUUAGUGUAGUAAACCAAUAUUCUAAGUUCAUUUAUUUCCACGUAGACUUUGAAAUCAGUAAACUUAUGGAGAUACAAUAAUAAGUAUCAUUAGUCUUCGAUGUUUAUGAGCAUUAUAACAGUGUUUACCCAACGAUACCCUAAUAAUUUAUAAUUUUAAGAUUACGCUAGAAUACCGAUUUUUAGUCUGACACUGCCAAUUCGUUUUUGGUCUGACUUUCUUUAAAUCAAGUCAUGAAAUAACAUUAGCGAGUAAUAACAUUAGUAGUAAAAUACUAGCGAGUCCUUUGUCAAAAGUUUUAUUUAUGAUACAAAUCGGAUUUUUUAACAAAUUAAAUUUUGAAAAUACAAACCUACAGAGAUCAUCAGAGCACAAAAUUUGACUCGAACAUACAAACAUUGCAAGUUAAAUAAAAGCUUGUAAAAGAGUAACGUUAGGUAUGUAAACGACACUUCACAGUCAUGUUCCUGCAUUCACAGCGAAUUUUCCACAGGUUACUUACAAAAGUCUUAUUAGUUGAUAACUUCGUUACUACAGACUUUACGGUUGUCAAUAAGCAUAUAUAAGUACCUACACAGUCAGGAUUUAGGCUGAAUAAUUCAAGCGGCUUUCGUGAAGCCUUCAGACAUAUCAGAUUUCCCAGUUCGGCGGGCCGUGGAACAUCCGGAAAACCGACCGGAUACACAAGACUUUUACCAAACUGAUAGGCGCUUUUACCAGGUACAUAUUAAGGAAAAGACGCGAUUCUUUUGGAAUCUUGUUAAAUGAAUUAGGGGCGUUUAGCGUAGGUAAAUUCCUACGCAAUCCAAAAAGGAGCUAGGUGUUUAAGUUAGCAAUUAGAAUUUACGUGAAAUCUAAAUGAACGAAAAAUACGUUUUAUUUAAAGACCAUAUAGGCAUAAAAUGAAUAACCAAUGUAAAACCCCCAAUAAAUUGUUUCGUUAACUGCUAUUAACCCGGCGCAAUACAUAGAUAAUUAGUUAGAUAAGUAGUAUCCUGCAUUAGUAUCAUCCCACAACUUGUAAGAUUCGUAAAAUCACAUAUGUAAGUAGAUAAGUUGGUUAUGGUUUAUUUUACUGACUAACCGGUUAAUAUCGGAAAAGAUUAAAAAUAGGUGCACGGGUUAUCUUUCGCGAAUAAAGUUGUACAUUUAGCUCCAAAAUAUGAACAUUAGAUUUUUUAUAUACUUACAACUUUCUCAAAUUUUCGUAAACAUUUUGGGAAAGGGUCACUUCACUUCAAGCGUGUUCUUUAGUGAUUUUCUGAUACUUGCUUUUUGGCCGAUUACCUUCCUUUGCACAUUUAUCAAAUACUCGAGGCGCUUCAAAUGAGCACAUUGAAGACAUGCGCGUCCUAAUAAAUAGUAGCCGUUAACAUAUUGAUUAUUUUUCUUUUCACAGGUACAGACUCCACAAAAGCGAAAAGUUGAAGACUGAAGCAUGCUUCAAGUAGACGGAUUCAAGAGACCGUCGCCUUCGCCAUCGCGGAGUUCGGUGAGAAGCGACAGUCGAGUAUUCCGGCCACCGCGCGUCAUCCACGUUAACCGAGACGCCUCCACCAUGGUAGAUGACGACGCAGGUGGCACGGGCGGCGCGCCCUGUUUGCCUAGUGGGGCCGGACUGGUCUCCGACUGGGAAAAUGUCGAACAGAACCCAGCCAAUUUUCGAUCACGCACCUUCAGCGAUGGCUUCAUCAGAAACACGAGUCUUGAGCUGUUACUAGGUGUCGACUGCGAAGCGUGUCUCGCCCUCGCAGCACAACGACAGUGUUUCAAUAAACACAUAUCAGAUCAUGACUUUGACUUAGUUUGCAACUGUAGCAUACAACAGAACAAUUACUUAAACUGCCAUCGCGACAUCGUGGAUCAUCGAGGUCAUACGCUUAACAUCUAUGAUUUAGAAAGAAUAAAACGCGGAGCCAACCGAAAUCAUUUAAACGUAGCCUCUCAUCGAAGCUUAGACAGAAAAUAUACAAAGAAUAAGCAUAUUGGAGUUUCUAACUAUUUUUCUAAACAAUUGAUUUCGUAUGAUCCUACCAAUACACUUGUGCAAAAAAUAAAGAGAAAACUAUCUAAUUUAAAAAAGAUUGGUGGUGAAGCGAUUUCAAAGAAAAACCAAAAUGCGGUCCAACUGGCCGAGAUAACAUCUGGCUCGGCGAGCUCUCUCAAGAAACUAUCAAUGUUGUCUGUAGUCGACAAGUCGCAGAGGAGGGUCAACAGCCAAAGCUCCAUUUUUACUUCGUCGGAAUUUCAAUCAAAAGACGAUUUGAAAAACAAUGCUUCUACUUAUGCAAAUUUUUCAGGGAAUGUCGACCAAUGUUUUGAUAGACUCAGGGAGUGCAAUGUAAGUGCAGAUAACAGCAGACGGCCACCCCGCAAAAUGAUUAAAAUGCGAAGUUUCGACAAUAAUGAUGAAAUGCUAACCAGACACUCUCCUGCGCCUGAAAGGAUGAAAUUUUCCACUCUAGAUAACCGCAGCCGAUGUCGAAGUAUAAGAAGGCAAAUGUCAUAUAACGAUUUUCCAAGUGAACGGUUCAGGGAUAGAGGGUCAGACCUAUGGACGCGUGAUGAAAGCUUGGAGGGGUCAAAAAGUACUCACAACGAUUUAGUAGAUGACGAGGCACAAAGUUUUGUGGAAGCUGACAGGAUAGCGAUGGGCGGGCUGCGAGGCGCGCGCUCUCACUGCACGUGCGAGUCGGGCGGCAAUAACCGGAUACCUUCCAUAUUCUACGAUACCCAUGGCAAGAAGCGAGCAGCGCCAGCUCCUGACGUAACUGAACGUGGCACCGUGCGGCCCGCGGCGUGCAGCGCCUGCAAGUCCCCGCAGUGGCUGUCCACCGGCACCACUUCAACUGCCAGCCACAGCUCUACUACCACAGGCAACUCGUCCAGGUUUUCCGUUUGGCACCGGCGCUGGUGUUGCGUAGCGAUCCUAGUGCUAGUGGCCGGCACGGCGUGCGUGGCAGGCCCGCUAGCGCUCCGCGCGCCGCCGGGCGCGCCCUUGCACGAGCGUCUCCGGUUGGCGGAGCGCCUUCUCCAUGAGUCCCCUCUCAUCGACGGACACAACGACCUACCCUGGAAUAUAAGGAAGUUUCUACACAACAGAAUUAAAGAUUUCAGGUUCGAUGAAGAUUUGCGAACGAUAUCACCGUGGGCCACCAGUUCAUGGAGCCACACCGAUUUGCCGCGAUUAAAACAAGGGAGGGUGGCCGGACAGUUCUGGGCCGCGUACGUGCCGUGCGACGCACAACACCGGGACGCGGUGCAGCUGACGUUCGAGCAAAUUGAUCUCAUACAGCGGCUCACGGAUAAAUACCAUCCGCAGCUCACUCUCUGCACCUCCGCCGACGAUAUAGUAUCGGCGCACGCGAACCACCGCAUGUGCUCACUGGUUGGCGUGGAGGGGGGGCACGCCAUCGGCGGCUCGCUCGGCGUCCUCAGGACCCUUUACCAAGUGGGGGUGCGCUACCUCACAUUGACCUCCACCUGUGACACCCCGUGGGCUGAGUGCGCCUCUGCCGACCGAAUCGAGCCUUCGCCGCGCGGUGGACUUACACCUUUUGGAAAAGUGGUGGUGAAGGAGAUGAACCGGCUCGGCAUGCUGGUGGACCUCUCGCACGUGUCGGAGCGCACGAUGCGCGACGCGCUCAUGGCGUCGCGCGCGCCAGUCAUCUUCUCGCACUCGUCUGCGCGCGCGCUCUGCAACGUCACACGAAACGUGCCCGACACCGUGCUACGGCUCUUGGCCGCCAACAAGGGACUCAUCAUGGUCAAUUUCUACACUUCGUUUCUUACAUGCAAGGAAACCGCUACAGUUCAGAAUGCUAUAGCGCAUAUAAAUCACAUACGUGAUGUCGCCGGAGUCGACAGCGUGGGGCUUGGCGCUGGCUAUGAUGGUAUUAACUACACGCCACAAGGAUUAGAAGACGUAUCGUCGUAUCCUUUACUCUUCGCUGAGCUAAUGGAGUCCGGAUGGAGCAUAGAAGACCUUAAGAAAUUAGCAGGGUUGAACCUUCUGCGAGUGUUGGGAGCCGCGGAGCGCGUAGCACAGGAGCUCGCUUCUGCGCACGUCACUCCAUAUGAAGAGGUGCCGCCGCGAACACUGGACACGCAUAACUGCUCCAGUCAAGAUCUCUAAAUGAAAUCAAGCUGCCUACUCAUUAGUUUAAUUAGAUGCAGUAGGCACUUAUAAGCGGCAUGUUCGACUCAAAGAUCCACUUAGAAGUUCGAAAAUCCAAAUGCUUUUCGUUAUGUCUCCGGUUGUUGAAAAAUCGAGUCGAAGCAAAUAUAUUUCCAAACUUCUGGAAAGCAGAUCCAAACUUUUAGUAACUGCGGCUAUGGUCGUGGAUUCCAAGCUUUAAUAUUUCCGUAGUUUUAUAAAUUCAUUAAGCUGCUUACACACGGAAGUACAGGACCGCGACCUUGGUCCGGUCCGAGACUGUUCGAUUCGGUAGUGGUCCGCCGUACGUCCGUUAAAGACUCAGCUAUAAUUAUUAUUGAGCACGAGAAAGAGAUAUUUUUACCGGACCAAAAUCGCUGUCCUGUACACCCGUCUGUUACAGCUUUUACAUAUAAUUAGGUAGUACUUAUAAUACCAUAUAGCUGUACUCCGAUUAUCGUCCGUUUAUUACAAGUUGAAAUUUUAGGGUACCUACCUGCUAGACUGUUAUUUGUCGUAAGUUAUGUAAUAGCUUAGACUACUUUCAGGCCAAACUAGAUCGCAUGUGUAAUGCAGCACAAC